AAAAUCAACUUCCGGAUACUUUUGCGCAUGCGUACUUUAAUGCUAAUUGUCAAGUACCUGCUGCAAAUUGACAGUCGAGUUAGAUGUUGCUGAUGCUGACAGCAUCCUAGAAAACUUGCUUAAAGGCAAACGCAUUUUCAAUGUAGCUUUGAUUUUAACUUCAAAGUUAUACAGUAUAAAAGGUUAUCAUGCUUGACCCGUCGUCCAGUGAGGAGGAAUCGGAGAAUGAGGUUGUGGAAGAUGAAAAUUCAGAUGUGCUCAGCAUCCCUAGCAUUGAGCAGAGGAGUUUAUCCACAAGUGGGGACAACUUGAGUGCAGUGACUGGAGUCCAGAUUCAUUCGCGUUCAAACAGCAUACGUCCAAGCAGCCCAAGUGUCCAACCAGUAGAAAGACAUCAGGUAGCUGAAAGGGAAAAGGUACAUGUAGAACAAUUAGAUGCGGAGAAAUUGGAAAAAGAGGAAGAAGAGCGGAAAAAGAGAUUACAGUUGUAUGUUUUCGUCAUGAGAUGUAUUGCAUACCCAUUCAAUGCAAAGCAACCGACUGACAUGGCUAGAAGACAGACUAAAAUCACAAAACAGCAGUUACAAACUAUUAAGGAACGUUUUCAUGCAUUUCUAAAUGGAGAAACAAACAUUGUUGCAGAUGAGGCAUUUACAAAUGCUGUACAAAGUUAUUAUGAAGUUUUUUUGAAGAGUGAUCGGGUCAUGAAUAUGGUCAAAAGUGGUGGUUCAUCUGCAAAUGACUUUCGUGAAGUGUUUAAAAACAAUAUUGAAAAAAGAGUGAGAAGCCUUCCAGAAAUUGAUGGACUAAGUAAAGAAACCGUUCUUAGCUCUUGGAUGACAAAAUUUGAUUUAAUAUUUCGUGGUGAAGAAGAUCCAAGAAAGCAGGCCCAGAGAACAAUAACUGCUGCUUCUGAGUUGAUCCUGAGCAAGGAACAACUUUAUGAAAUGUUCCAAAACAUUCUUGGGGUGAAAAAAUAUGAACACCAGAUUUUAUAUAAUGCAUGCCAGCUGGACAAUGCAGACGAGCAGGCGGCCCAAGUUAGACGAGAGCUGGAUAGUCGUCUGCAGCAAGUGGAACAGAUGUGCAAGCGAAUGAGAUUAGAGCAUCUUAUCAGUCAAACCCCAGAUAUUGCUCGAAAAGGCAUAAGAUUAGAUGAGAAUCGAAAACACCCAAAGUUUGUCGUUAAGGAAAUGGAGUCGAUGUACAUUGAUGAGUUAAAAGCCCAGAUUAACCUCCUCAUGGCAAAUCUGGAGAGCCUUCCUGUCUCAAAAUCUGGGGGGUCAGACUCCCGUCUUCAAAUGCUCAAGCGUUAUCCCAGGUACACUAGGACCACACACAACACCUCGUUGUCAAAGAUGGACAUCUCGGAGGAUAACGAACCUGGACUUUCCAAGUUUGACGUCGUUCUCUCCUUUACACUGGAGGUCCAUGUAGUCGAAGUGAAGGGUCUGAAGUCGUUGGCGCCAAACAAGAUCGUGUACUGCACGAUGGAGGUAGAGGGUGGGGAGAAGUUGCAGACUGACCAGGCGGAGGCGUCGAAACCAUGCUGGGACACGCAGGGCGACUUUACAACCACACACCCACUCCCCGUUGUCAAGGUGAAACUCUACACAGAGAGCUCGGGCAUGCUGAGCCUCGAGGAUAAGGAGCUCGGGAAGGUCGUCUUACACCCAACAGGAAACAGCAGCAGACUUGCAGAAUGGCACAAGAUGAAGACGACGAAAAACACGUCCGACGACCUUUCCAUUAAAAUCGCUGUGAGAAUGGAUAAACCUCAAAACAUGAAACACUGCGGAUAUCUCUAUGCAAUUGGAAAGAAUGUUUGGAAAAAGUGGAAGAAACGAUAUUUCGUCCUUGUCCAGGUGUCGCAAUACACAUUUGCAAUGUGUAGUUAUCGAGAGAGAAAACCAGACCCUACUGAAAUGAUGCAACUGGAUGGAUUCACUGUUGACUAUUGUGAAUCGCUACCAGAGUUGGAAGGUGGGAAGUUUUUCUUCAACACUGUCAAAGAAGGGGAUAAUGUAACACUUGCGUCAGAUGAUGAGAACGAGCGUGCGUUGUGGGUGCAGGCGGUGUACCGAGCAACAGGACAGACCCACAAACCCGUACCGCCGGUCGUACACACCAACAAGAUCAGUAACACCCAGAUAUCACGGAUGCAGGGAGAUGCUGACCGUGCACGCAAGCAUGGAUUGGACGAGUUCGUUCAAGCAUAUCCGUGCGAGUUUGACCACCAUGAACUUUUCAAAAUGCUCCAGACUCUAACAUUGGACUACCGGCUCAAUGAUGCAUACACUUGUUUGGGAUGGUUCAGCCCAGGUCAAGUGUUUUGUCUAGAUGAAUACUGCGCGCGUUACGGCCUACGUGGCUGCCACCGUCAUCUUUGCUACCUUAAUGACCUUCUGGAGCGGGCGGAAAACGGCACCAUGAUCGACCCAACCCUGAUACACUAUAGUUUUGCCUUUUGUGCAUCACACGUCCAUGGAAACAGGCCUGACUGUAUUGGGACAGUGUUGGUGGCAGAAAAGGAAAAGUUUGAUGAAAUUAAGGAAAUACUUCGAAUUCUUCUAGAAAACCAAAUAACGCAUUUCAGAUACUGUUUCCCGUUUGGACGACCAGAAGGAGCGUUGAAAGCCACGUUAUCAUUACUUGAAAGGGUGUUGAUGAAAGACAUCGUCACCCCAGUGCCACCUGAGGAGGUCAGAUCGGUCAUCAAGAAAUGCCUGGAGAACGCUGCCCUUGUAAACUACACCAGAAUAUCCGAAUAUGCCAAAAUAGAAGUAGACUACCCGGAAGUAUUCCCUGAUCCUGAUGGGGAUGGGGAUGAUGAGAAUUACAGUGAGGAUAAUGCUGCAUCAAAGAAACGUCUUGAUGAUGUAAUGCAUUUAGCAGAGUUAUGUGUUGAGGUCCUUCAACAGAACGAGGAACAUCAUGCCGACCAUAGCUUGGAGGAGACGGAAUGUUUUAUUGAUGAUGCAUUUGCCUGGUUCAGUGACCUGUUAGUGGAGCACGCCGAGAUUUUCUGGUCCUUGUUUGCGGUGGACAUGGAUGCAGCGUUGGAGGCCCAGCCACCGGACACAUGGGAUAGCUUUCCCCUCUUUCAGAUGUUGAACGAUUAUCUACGAAUGGAUGAGAAUCUGUUCAAUGGGAAGUUCCACCUACACCUGCGUGAUAUGUUUGCGCCACAGGUGGUGCGCUAUGUUGACCUCAUGGAAUCCUCAAUUGCUCAGUCAAUACAUCGGGGCUUUGAGAAGGAGAGAUGGGAACCACAGGGGAAUGGCUGUGUGACGUCAGAAGACAUGCUUUGGAAGCUGGAUGCCCUGCAGUCGUUUAUCCGCGAUCUGCACUGGCCGGAGGAAGUUUUUGCAGAGCAUCUCGACCACAGGCUGAAGCUUAUGGCGGCUGACAUGAUUGAGGCUGCUGCUAAGAGGUUAAGAACAUUGAAGUCGUUUGAGACCUACUUGAGAAAGGGCAGUAAAAGCACAGAUUACUUCGUACCACCAGAAGUAUGUGUCAUGAUGAACACAAUCAUUGACUGUAAAAACAAGGCUUUACAUUUGUGUGCCCUUGACAGCGGGGAUAUGAAACGCAUGCUAACAAAUGGCAUUUCAAAAUCUGGUCCAGAAAAUACGCAUCAGUAUCACACCAAAAUAGAUGAGUUUUUGGAGAGAGUCCAGGUCCAGAUGGUCAAGUGUAUCAUUGAAAAGAUGCUGUCAGUCUUAGAGUCUGUUCUUAGCAAACUGUCCAGAUAUGAUGAGGGCACAUUCUUUUCUUCCAUUCUCUCCCUAACAAAACCUGUGAACGAGCUGGGCAAGGCGUACGUUGACUUCAUGCGAGGCAACCUGGACAUCUUGCGACAGAAAAUCGUUGAUGAACUCUUUGUACUGUCCAUUUUUGAGCAAUGGUAUGAUGAUCAGAUGAAAAUGGUCUGUGAUUGGCUGACGGACCGGCUUGACCUCUCUCUUCAUCCAUACCAACUCACAUGUAUCAUGGCUAUUACACGCAAAUGUUACUCAGACUUUGAACUGCAAGGAGUGUUGGAGCACACACUUAACAGCAAAACCUACAAGACCAUUGGCAGCCGAUUACAGGUAGAAGAGGCGACCCAAUCUGUUACACAGUCAGACAGCAGCAGUCGUACACGGUUCCUUCCUGGGGUCGGCAGUAAUGCCAGCGGCAGCGGAGAUGAAUCAGAUUAAUCGAAUGCACCAUGUCAGUGUGGACGCAAAUUUACCAUACCAUGGCUCAAUCGCCACCCUGCACGUUACAUCCCUUUGCAGUACAGAAACACUGCCAUGGCGCAUUUCAUGUGAUGAUAUGGGUUCAAAAUCUUAAGAUAUUUAUUUACUUCAAAUAUAUUUUAUCUUUUGGAUAUUUAAAAUUCACUAAUUUAAUUUAAUAAAGAUUUAGACAAAACAGGAAAGCAAUGAGAUAUAAAUAAAUUUCUUAAAGAGUAAUUUGGCUGAAAUCCAGUUACUUUUUGGAUAUGGUGGCCGAGAUCUUCACUGCCCAUUAGGGGAGAUGACUGCAUAGCAGAUGGACCAUUCAAUGCACGUACUUCAAUGCACGUCAGGGGAGAUCACUGUGUUGGAGAUUGACCAUGACUGUAAAUUUUAUUUUGCAAUUCAUGUAAGCAUCCAGUAGGACCUUUGUUCCUGUUAUUCAUUAUAUAAACUGCUUGUAUUUUAUACAGUGUAUUUGAAGCACCAGUUUAAAAAUUCCGUCGAAAAAGUCAUUCCAAAAUUUGUCAGGCAGAUUUCAUUGUAAAACCAUUUUGUUAGUAUUUUCAUGUAAUGUGUAAAGCUGUACAGUGUAUUCUUACAAUGUAUGUUAGAAGAAUGAACAAACAUUUUAUUGAACCUUUAUUUAGAUUGUUAUGAUGUUUAAGAUGUAAAUUUACUAAAAUAUAUAUAUAUGCAAUGGGGAAGCGCUCCAAUUUUGGCCAUCAUAAAGCAUAAGUGUAAAUCCCAUCAUUUUUUUUUCACUUUUAAGGGAAUGGUGCCAGGGCCCUUUCAUAGCCAUACAUGCCAGAUUUCUGAGAGGCUUCCCAGGGCCCUUUCAUAGCCAUAAUGCCAGAUUUCUGAGAGGCUUCCCAGGGCCCUUUCAUAGCCAUACAUGCCAGAUUUCUGAGAGGCUUCCCAGGGCCCUUUCAUAGCCAUACAUGCCAGAUUUCUGAGAGGCUUCCCAGGGCCCUUUCAUAGCCAUACAUGCCAGAUUUCUGAGAGGCUUCCCAGGGCCCUUUCAUAGCCAUACAUGCCAGAUUUCUGAGAGGCUUCCCAGGGCCCUUUCAUAGCCAUACAUGCCAGAUUUCUGAGAGGCUUCCCAGGGCCCUUUCAUAGCCAUACAUGCCAGAUUUCUGAGAGGCUUCCCAGGGCCCUUUCAUAGCCAUACAUGCCAGAUUUCUGAGAGGCUUCCUAGGGCCCUUUCAUAGCCAUACAUGCCAGAUUUCUGAGAGGCUUCCCAGGGCCCUUUCAUAGCCAUACAUGCCAGAUUUCUGAGAGGCUUCCCAGGGCCCUUUCAUAGCCAUACAUGCCAGAUUUCUGAGAGGCUUCCUAGGGCCCUUUCAUAGCCAUACAUGCCAGAUUUCUGAGAGGCUUCCCAGGGCCCUUUCAUAGCCAUACAUGCCAGAUUUCUGAGAGGCUUCCCAGGGAUUUAUGGUCUGAAUUCCAGGGGAUUUUGAUAUUACACCUGGGGAUUUUUACGCUGCGAAAUCUUGCACAAUAUGUACAUUUAUGAUAUCAAAAUAAAUACAGAAACACACUCUAAUUACAAUAAUUUUUGGACUAAGUCAUCAUGGUCCUUCAUGGAAUUUCACACUCAUAAUAUCAUGGAUGCUUUCCACUGUCAACCUUGAGCUAGUUUAAAAGAUAAAAAAAUAUUUAUUUACUUUUUUUAAAUUCCAGGGGAUAUGGAUCCCCCGGUGGGGGACCAGGGGAUGGGUCAGAAUUCAAGGUGAUUAUUCCCCCCAACAGGGGAUAUGGCAUGUAUGCAUAGCGUUGUUUUGGCAAAUAGGGGAAAAAACUAACUACAUGUAUCGUUAAUGGCGUAUAUUGUGCAUUGUUCGUAUUAUUGGUCAUCUUCACCUUUAAAGUAAACUUUCAUUAUGUAUUUUAACAAAAAAUGAUAUAAAAAGAAAACAAAUGUUGUUUUAGGCUUUUAAUUUGUUUUAUUCGUUUCAUUUUAUACAAGUAUGCACUACAGAAAUGAACAACAAUCAGAAUAACAAUGAACGAAAAUUAAUAGCAUACAUAAAAAAGUGAACGAAAUUCAAAACAAAGUUCAGUUUUUUAGUUGUUUACUCUACAAAUUAUUUUUUUUUAAAUCAGUUUUUCGUACUUUGUAAUUGUUGUUUACCUCAUUAAGAUUCAUAAUUCUUGAUUUAAAAUAUCAACCAAUCAAUUGUGAUAAUCAUUGCAAAAAUAGUUAAAUUACUAAAAAAUCAAUUCUCGUAACGGUCGAUACUCUUUUGCUCGUUAGCGUCCAUUGUUUGGUGAAAGUUCUCUAAUUGGUAUACAUUAGAAUUGUGUAGGUGAAAGUACCGCUAUCAAAACUUCGCUAACUGACAUCUGUGCUAAUUUGAAAUAUGGGUCCUUUGUUGACAGUUUGCAACUAUCACAACAACUGUCAACUAAUUGAUUGAGGUCAAUUGUGUACACAGCGGGGAUUAGAGGGACCGUAAAUUGUCCUAUUGGCAACUAACCAGAUCUGAUAUUCUGUCUGUAAAUCGUGUAUUUGGUGAUUUUUAUAGAUUUUUUUUCCGAGUACUCGAGUAGUGAUUUGGUACUCCAGUACUCGGACGUUCGAUCAAGUACUCAAGUACUCAUUGCCAUCCCUACUUUUUACAGAAUUCAUUUUUUCUGUAUAUUAAUUAUUGAUCGGCCACUAUUAACAGUAUGUUUGGUGUUUUUCCCGAUAUUCUCACAAAACACAUGAUACCCAAAAAUCUUAUUAGCGUAUCAGGUGUUAACACUGUUUGUUCAUUUUCAGUUAUUUUAUUUAUUACAGUAAAUUUACUUCUAAGGAAGUUCGAAAAAUGACACCAACACCUUAAAAGUGAGUUUGGGAAAGUCAACCAAACUCUUUACGAACGGUGGCGGUAAGACCAAUGACUUUUGAUCCCAAUUUCAAUUAUUCAAUAAGCUUGGGUGUAUAUUAAAGUCAGUAUUUAGUUGAUCAAUAUGUACAUGUAUGAACAAAAAAUAUGUAUAAAUGUAUAUAACAAUCACAAUCACUAGAAGCCAUUACAUAAUCUUAGGUGUUGUCUGUUUUAUACCCCCCCAUGUUUGAGUGGAUCGGUGUUUUAGAAGUUUCUUCAAUGACUGUAUUAUAUAUAUUUCAAGUUUUUUUCACAAAUUCUGUAACAAAGUAUAAAGGUCUGUGAGUGUGUACAGCAUUUGGGAAUUAAGGCUAAAUUGAAGUUUUCCCUUCUUCAAUUUCUUGAUGUUGAAAUUUUCUGAUAUUUUUUUUUUAAACAAGAUAAAAUGGAGGCUUUUUUAUAUGAAAUAAAUAACAAGAUAGAUUGAAACUGAUUCAGUUCUGCAUGUGAAACUCCAUCAAAGCUUGUCACUUAAUAUUUAACAAUACCAUCACUUAAUUUUGGACUUUUUGAAAUGGCAAUACAUAUUUUCAUGCAAAAUUGUACAUUUUCUAUCAUAAUAUUUGCUCAUGUUUUAAAUCUCUAUCUAUUACUGUGAAAUCAUUCAUGUUCAUGGUGGUCUACUGUUCACACAUUUUUUGCUGUGAAACAAGUGCAAAUGUAUAUACCAUUGUAAAAAACUUACAUAAAACUCUGAAUAUAUUCAGUUGUCAUUUUAUUUUAAUAUAUUUUCGCUUUUAAGUUAAAAAAGCCCAAGUUUUAGAAGUACGGAGGUUUCCAAAAUAGUGUGAAAAUUGAAUCCCAUAAAAAUGAAUCAUUUCGCAGUAUUUUGUAACAGAUCUGUAACAUACAUAAAUUAUACUUGUUUACAUUAUUUUAUACUAUUUAUUCUUGCAGUGAAUAUUUAUGUCCCAGUAAUAUAUGGUGUACAAUGGUUUUUGUAAGAGAGAUUGUGAAAUGCUACUUUUACAUGUACAUGUAAAAUAGUAACUUAGUGCUAUGACUACAAUUGUAAAGGGUCUUGUUGAUAUUGUUGGGCCAUGUUAAAGCUGCACUCUCACAGAGAUACCGUUUUUACAACUUUAUUUUUAGUCUUGGAAAUAGCACAUUUUUGCGUAAAUAUCUGCAAACAAAUAAUAAAAGAUUGCUGACAAAAGAUCAAAUCGCAUACUCAUAUUUCUGUUCGAAAACUAAUGUUUUAUGGCUUAAACCAUUACUAAUAGUUUAAGAAAAACGCAUAACACAUCAAUUUUGGAACUGAAAUAUAAAAAUCUGUGAUCUGAUUUUAUGUCAGCAGUCUUAUAUAACUGGUUUCCAUACAUUUGCAUAAAAAAAUUGGCUCGUUCCAAGACAAAACAAUAAAAAAAGUUGCCAAAACGUUCAAUCUGUGAGAGUGCAGUUUUAAAUGUGUGAUCUGUUAUACACUAUUUUACACAUGGUCACGAGUUAGUGUAACAUACAAAAUCACUAGGAAACAGUUUUGUAUCAGCCUGGAGAGUUUUGUGAAUUAUAUUUAGUCUGAUUGCAACUUUUACUUCCACAAGUAUUGUUCACAUGUACUGCUACAAGUAGCUUUUUACAGCCUUUAAUAUCAGAGAAACUUGUGUUCAUUAAUUUUGCAUUUCUUUUACUCUCCGCUAGUCUCAGCCAUGUGAAUCUUGACAAUCUUACGCAAUAUUACAGCCUGGAGAGUGUUCAAAGUGUUUUAGUUGGUCAUUUUGUUUUCUACCAAAUGAAUUUGAUUUAUUAUUUAUGUUAUAAGUACAACUGUUCCUAUUUUCAUAAUAUUUCUGUGAUUGUAUAUCUGAAUAAAGUUUUAAUUUUAAUGCUCAUAGGUAAUGAACGAUUGAUUUUCACGAAACAUAGAUUUUUUAUAAGCCAAACAUCAUUGAAUGAUUGAAAUAGUGAUUUUUUGGUAACAAAACCGUAUCUUUGGGGAUACUGUUUUAGCUCCAACUUUUCUUACAUAUUGUAUAUAUGUGUGUACAUGAAUAUACCAUCUUUUAUCCUUAUCCUGAGUAUUUUCUUGUAAUUGUGUCACCUGGAAAGCAUGGUAGACAUGCAGGGAUUACUUUGUCCUGUGUCGUCCUGACGUUAAUGAUCAAUUCCUCUUGAAUGACUUGUUGAAGUUUUCAAACUUAGAGUGCACAUUGGUUCUUAAUUGGCAGAUGACCCCUGGGGUCAGUAGGUCAAAUGUCAAUGGUGACCAUUACUAGAAUCGGAUAAGUGCUCUCGACAGGCGACGUAUCCAAUUUGCGGAAAUCUCAGAAAAUUGUAAUUAUAUAUCAUGUUGUUUAAUACUGUUUGAAAAGGGACCUCUUACUAUGAAAAUAUGCAAGUAACAUUUUCAACCCUGAUUGUGUCUUUAUUUUGUUAAACAGUCUUAGAUUAAUCCCCUAUGAAAGCUUUUACCUUACCAUUGAUAUUGUUACCUGAAAAUUAGAAAAAAAAAAAUUCAAAAAAAAAUUAAACAUAUAUCAUGACAAGUCAACUACUUCAAUUACUUGAUACAAUAAUGUUUGACAAUAUUAUUAUAAAAAAACAAUGUUAUGAAAUAAUUGAAUCGACAAAAUGAAGAAAUUGUUUUAUGGCUAUGGUAGUUUGUGCCGGUCUCAUCAUGCAAAAUCUUUAAUGUUGGUCAUAGCUUGAAAAAUAUUAAUAAUAUUAACAUAAAACUUGGUAUAAAUGCUCACUAUGACUGUUAACACAUGUGUAGCAAGUCUUAUGACUUUGGCUCAAUUUUUUUCCUGUCAAAUUCUUACUCUCGUGAUCAGGGCUUAUGUUUUCCCCCUCCGCUACAUGUAGUUGCAAUAUAUAUAGUGCUUACAUCCACGUGCAAUAUCUUAUUAUUAUCUUAUGUACAGAAUUCCACUGUUUUCUCAUUUCUCUUUGGUAUUAUAUUGUGAUCUGCUUUAGUUUUCUGUUAUUGUUACCAGUAAUUUAUUUUAUAGUUUUAUUUCUUGUUAACAUUAUAAUUUUUAUUGUAUAAAAUAACAAUGUUAUUGUUCACUUGGUGUUGAAGCCAAUUGAUGUUUAGAGUAUAUCAAAUACAUAUAAAUGAAAAUGUG
Mya arenaria is the source of this 10167-nucleotide messenger RNA. Its product is annotated as calcium-dependent secretion activator 1-like. The coding region runs from base 189 to 4202 and encodes 1337 amino acids. The transcript has 31 exons. Gene Ontology annotation, biological process: synaptic vesicle exocytosis; dense core granule exocytosis. The record is from RefSeq and is a predicted model, not a curated record. Lineage: Eukaryota; Metazoa; Mollusca; Bivalvia; Myida; Myidae.